AUGUCUGCCCCAAAGCUAUUAUAUACUCUCGAACAACCCCAUGGCUUAGGGGAGUUGUAUUUUUUAUGGCAGAAGGGUGAAUCAAGAUCUCUUCUUGCAACAACAGGUACAGAUGCAACCGUAGCUAUACAUGAUCGCUCCGGUCAAUUAAUAGAAAGGUUGAAAUUACAAGGACUUUGUGCAGGAAUGCAAUGGGACAAUGAUGGUGAUUACUUAGCUAUUAUAAGUCCAAACAGUAAUUCAGUUUUACUUUGGGAGUGUCAUGCAAAUAAGCGUGUCAAUAUUGAAACUGGCUUACGUGAAUCACCUUCCUGCCUUGCAUGGUCAUUUGGAGAGCCAUUGUUGGCUAUAGGAACACAGAAAGGGAAUUUGGCAUUAUAUAACCAUCACACUACUAAGAGGAUACCAAUUAUUGGUAAGCAUACCAAGAAAAUCACAUGUGCUGCUUGGAACAGAGACAGCAUACUAGUAUUAGCUUCUGAAGACAAGAGUCUUUCAAUAAAUAAUUCAGAUGGAGACACACUUCGAAUGAUCACUCUUAGAGAUUUGCCAAAUGACUUGCAGUUUUCUGAAAUGAAAAUGGAUGAGAGGGUGGCAGGGGAAAACACAAUCAGUCUAGUGGUUGGGAAACGGACUUUGUAUCUUUACAAUCUUCUUAAUCCUGAAAAUCCAAUAGAACUGGCAUUUCAACAACGUUAUGGCUCUAUAGUCUCAUACAAUUGGUACGGCGAUGGUUAUAUACUUAUAGGAUUCAGUGGUGGUUACAUAAUAUCCAUAUCAACACAUUUAAAAGAAGUUGGGGAGGAGUUAUUCCAAGUGAAGAAUCACAAGGAGAAUCUCACAGAUGUGGCCGUUUUUGGCAACCAAGCGGCGUCUUGUGGUGAUGGACAGUUGAAAUUGAUAUCGAUUUGGGAUAACGGGGAGGUGUCGGGGACCGUGACGCCUGCCGGGGGUGCCGAGCGGUGCUCGUGGAGCUCCGACGGCAGGCUCCUGGCGGCCGCCGGUAGGGCCUACCUCAGCGUGUACGUGACAACCCUACCGCCGCUCCACUCCGUCUACGGGACCAGGGCGCUGACGCUGACCAACUUGACAGAGGUCACGGUCUACCAGUGCAUCGCGGUAGGAGACGAGCAGGACGCCGUGAACAAAUGCGAGCCGGUGGCGCUGGGCUCGUACCGGCUGCCCGCGGAGGCGUCCGCCGUGGCGCUGGGCGCGGCGCACCUGUGCUGCGCCAGCGGCGCCCACGCGUGGUACCAGCCGCUGGGCGGCGGGCCGCCCGCGCGCCGCCUCUACCCCGCCGCCGUGGACCGCGUGCGGAUGGCCGGGGACUGCGCCGCCGCCCUCUUCCGCGGGCGCGCCAUGCUGCACUCGGUCAGUGUUGGCAGAGGGCGGAACAUUCAGACAGAAAGACAGAUAGAACCACCGGACCCGUCACAACCGGAGCGUGACGCGAUGAACUUUCCCGAGCCGCAUAUGCAAGGUGCGAAGAUAGUCGACAUACAUUUGACUGGAGACUUCUUUAUCUUCAUCACCGACCAAGGUCACAUAGAGUACUUCGGGGUCGAGGAGUGGCGGCCUUCGGUCCGCUACAAGCACGCGUGCGGCCUCACCGGGCUGUACUGCGACAUAAGCGGGGCGCGCGCGUGCGUGCUCGACGAGCGCGGGCGGGCGCACGUGUAUUCGCCCGCGGCCGGCGAGGUGUGCGCCGUCCAGCGGACGGCCGCCGCCAGUGUCAGGGGCGUCGUCUGGGACAUCUGCCUGUCGGAGCGCAAUGUCUUCGCCAUUUUCACGGACGAUUCCAUCGAGACGUACUACUUCGCGGCGGCGUCUACGGACGGGCCGCACGUGGACUUCGUGGCGGCCACCAGCCUCCUGCCCGGGCACGUGCCGUUGAUACUGUUCUCCGGCGAUGUCUACUGCUACGCCAGUGGGGGCGCGGUGGCCAAAGUGGGCCUGGACUCGCACAACACGGCGGGGUUGGCCGACGCCGACGCGGAGAGGCGGCUCGCCAAGCAGCGCGGCCACGUGGCCAAGCUGCUGCUGUUGCGGCGCUUCGCCGAGGCGUGGCUGUACUGCGACGCGGUGGACGAGCGCGCGCUGUGGACGCGCCUCGGCGAGGCGGCCGUGGCCGACCUCAGCGUGGACUUCGCGAUACGUGUUUACACACGGCUCAACGACGUCGCAAUGGUCUGGGCGUUGGAAGACGCCUCUCAAAUCGAGGAGCUUCCUAUACUUUGCGGGACGCUGUGCGCGUGCCUGGGGCGCCUGGAGGCGGGCGCGCGGUGGCUGGAGGGCGCGGGGGGCGGUGGGGGCGGUGGGGGCGUCGGGGGCGCGGCGCGGGCGCUCGAGCUGCACGCGGCGGGGGGCGAGUGGGCGCGCGCCGCGCAGCUGGCGCAGGCCUCGUGCCCCGAGAGGGCGCCCGCCCUCCACGCCAUGCGCGCCCACCACCUCGAGCUCACAGCCGACUAUCACGAGGCACUCGUGAAUUACGAAAGGAGCCUGAUAAGCGAGAACGCAGAAGACGCGAAGGUCCGAGAGCACAACGCGAAAUGCGAAGCCGGCAUCGCUAGGACGGCCAUACGCUGCGGUGACGUCAUGAGGGGCGUCACCACCGCAAUGAAGUACGCGCACGACACGGCCCUGCUCAAGGAGUGCGCGCAGCUGCUCGAGGAGGAGAAACAGUACAGCCACGCGGCAGCCCUGUACGAGCACGCCGGCAACGCGGAGAGGGCGGCCUCGCUCUACAUCAAACUCAAGUCCUGGCUGAAGGUCGAGGCCCUCAUGCCGAAGAUCAACUCGCCCAGCGUCCACCUGCAGUACGCGCGCGCCAAGGAAACCGAGGGCCGCUACGCCGACGCCCUAAAGUCCUACCUCAGGGCGCAGGACCACGAAUCGGCGAUCCGCCUGUACCUGGACAAGCUGGACGACAUCGACGCGGCGGUGGCCCUAGUCCAGGAGACCAAGUCGAUACAGGGCGCGAGGGCGGUCGCCGACCACUUCCAGAGGAUUGACGACCCCGCGUCGGCGAUUAGGUUCCUCGUCAUCUCGCUGUGCUACGACGAGGCGUUCCAGCUGGCGAGGAAGCACGGCCAGCUGCGGCUGUACGGCGAGAUCCUGGCGCAGGCGACGCGCGCCCGGCCCGAGGACUUCAGGAGCCUCGCGCUGCACUUCGAGGGCGAGGGGGACCACCUGCUGGCCGGCAGGUUCUACUUCCACGCGGGCGAGUACGGCAGGGCGCUGACGCACCUGCUGAAGGGCGGCGGCGGCGAGGCGGCCGAGGGCGAGGCGAUCGCCGUUGCCAUCGACGCGGUGGCCGCCAGCGACGAUGACAGAUUGACAAGAAGAUUAAUCGAUUUCCUGUUGGGAGAAACGGACGGUACCCCGCGUGAUCCGCGCCACCUGUUCCGUCUCUAUAUGGCCAAGCGACAGUUUGCCGAAGCCGCAAAGACUGCGGUGAUAAUAGCGGGCGCGGAGUGCCGCGCGGGGCGGUACCGCGAGGCGCGUGACGUCACGCGGGGCGUGUGCGGGGCGCUGAGGGCGCGGGGGGCGCCGGUGCCCCGCGACCUGCGCCGCGCCGCCGCCCUCCUCCACUCCUACAUACUCGUGCGGACGCAUGUGAAGCGCGGACGUCACGAGCUCGCUGCCAGAUUGCUUUUGCGGGCAGCCGCCGAAAUCUCCUUCUUUCCGACGCACCAACAUCAAGUGUCGAUACUAACGUCCACUGUGAUCGAGUGCGGGAGGGCGGGCUUGAAGCACCAGGCCCACCACUGGGCUAAGGUGCUCAUGCAGCCCGAAUAUCGCUCGCAGAUAGAUCCGAAGUACGCAAAGAAGAUCGAGUCGGCGGUGAGGCACGCGCCCCGCGAGGCGCCGCCCCCCGACUUGGCCGCACCGUGCCCCCGCUGCGACGCGCCGCUGCCUCGGGCCGAGCUGCGCUGCACGCGCUGCGAGGCCGACCUGCCCUUCUGCCUCGCCACGGGCAUGCACAUCGUGAAAGGAGAUCUCACCGCUUGUCCAGAGUGCGACUUCCCCGCCAUACAUUCGGAGUUCGUCGAAAUACUCCGCGACGAGGGCAAGUGUCCGAUGUGCGGCGAAAGCGUCGACCACAGGCGGCUCGUGCGAAUCGACGACGCUAACGUAUACCUCUACCCUAACGCCAAGGAA
Messenger RNA from Iphiclides podalirius (scarce swallowtail), 4161 nucleotides. The record is from the annotation of a GenBank genome assembly. NCBI's taxonomy places the organism in Eukaryota, Metazoa, Arthropoda, Insecta, Lepidoptera, Papilionidae.